Molecule: messenger RNA, 4349 nt
Organism: Mytilus trossulus (common blue mussel)
Lineage: Eukaryota; Metazoa; Mollusca; Bivalvia; Mytilida; Mytilidae
Product: heterochromatin protein 1-binding protein 3-like
Exons: 11
Coding region: 111-1766 (551 amino acids)
Biological process (GO): nucleosome assembly
Cellular component (GO): nucleosome
Molecular function (GO): DNA binding
Source: RefSeq, a predicted model, not a curated record
GAUUUUCAACUAUGCUUCCCUACGUUUCCUCCUAUCAGUUAGGACGUCAUUAGCAUUGGCAUUUUAUGUACAAGCUGACCUACUUUGCUGUGCUGCAAGAAGUGUAAAUAAUGCCUUCAAUAAAAUUAAAGAAGAAGACUCAGGAAUACUUGGCUGAAAAAGAAAGAAGCAAACAAUUAUCAAAGGAACCUGAAGAGGAAAAAGAAACAGAAAUAGAAAAAACUAAGAAAAAAGAUGUAAAACCAAGCCCAAAGAAAAAAGAAAAGCCACCAGUACCGGAGGCAGAAGUGCCAGUGAUAUUAGAAAAAAGAAAAAGAACUGUUCCACCUGGUGAACAGCAGUUGACAGACUGGUUUGCAGAACAUGUAGAGUCAAGGGAAGGAGCCUCCGUAUCGUAUCAGACCUUGUAUGAAUACUUCACAGAUUUCUGUGCACAACAGAAUAUUCCAGUUACCGUAGAUCCAUCACAGUUUAACAGGGAUGUCAAAGAUAAGUUUGGAAAGGAAUUUGGAAUCAAAGAAUCAUCACCUUAUAAGGGAUUAAUCAGAGAAAUAAAAGCAAAGCCAAAAUCUACAAAACCCAAGGCAGAAAGUCUAACCAUGAAAAUGAGAGAUAUUGUGGAGGAAAUUCUAAAAGAGACCGGAAAUCCUACAAAUGGAGUGAGAUUUCCCAAUAUAAAAGUAGCGACUGCAAACAAAUAUCCUGCUCUUCAAGUGGAUUUACAGCCACACAAAUUGUUACAAGCAUUGGAACGUGGAGUUUAUUAUGGACGUAUUGAACUGGUAAAAGGUACAGGGAAGUGCGGGUUUUACAGAAUAUUUGGUGCUGAACCAAGGGAAGACAUCAAAGAAAAGGAAGAGAAAGAGAAAGAAAAGGAAAAACAAAAGAAAGAAGAAAAACUUCAGAAGAAAAAAGAAAGAAAAGAAUCAGAAAAAGAAAACAAGGAGGGAGAUGAAGAACCAGCCAAAACAGAGGAAGAAACACCAAAGAAAAAAGGAACAAAGAGAAAAAUAGAGGAAAAGGGGGAUGACAAAAAGGGGGAUGAAAAAAAGGGAGAUGUAAAAAAGGAAGAUGUAAAAAAGGAAGAAGAGCCACAAAAGAAAAAGAAGAAAAAACGACAUAUUAAAAAACCAAAAUGGGAGAAAACUGAUCCACACAGUAACCCAGAGAAGAUAGAUGAUACAUUUCCUUUAGCCUUUACUUACUGUAGUGAACCCAAAGAGGCCUCAUUUGGCAAAAUCAGGAAAUAUCUAGUUGACAAUUAUCCAAGUGUAAAUGCUGAAACCAGACUGAAACCAGCUAUUGAGAAAGGAAUAGAAAAAGGAAUAUGGGAACAGUCAUCAGGAAACAGUGUUGGUCAGGGGUCUUAUCGUCUACUGCUCGAUGAUUUUGAUCCAGAAUCAAGUAAAACCAUAGAUGAUAUGAUUUGUCAGGCCAUUGUAGCCAGUCAUGAACCUAAGCAGUCCACAGUUAUAAGAAUCAAACAGUACAUCAUGGACUAUCAUCCUGAUUUUAAUAUUGAAUCUCGACCACACAAGUUCAAAACUGCCAUGGAAAGGGCAUUGAAAAAUGGUGUAAUUAGGCAAAUAACAGGAAUUGGAAUGAGUGGUACAUUUCAGCUUGCAAAACCCUUUAUUCCUCCCCCUAGAACACUAGCAGGGGUAGAAGACCUGACUGAGGAAUGGAUUGGAGAUGAAGGAGUCUCAGGAGAGAAUUAUGUGGUUCGUAAAACAAAGUCAGGACGAUAUGCAGGAAUACAGGCCUGAAAGUCUGUGUCUGUACAUUAUAUACAAAGGCAGCAUCAUUAUUUGUAUGGUAGUCAGUUGCUUGCUGUGCAGGAGUGAGAGACAUCACAUGACUUCUAUAAAGGGUCAGCUGACUCGAGGCAUAUAGGUUGGAAGUUGUUCAUUGGAUCAUCACAGUAAAACCAGGGUCAAACCCUAACAUUUGUGUUGAUAUGAUUGGAUAUCAGCUAUUGUUUAUUUGUUGUAUUAUGUAGUGAUUUGCUGUAUAUUCUUCUGGUGAAUAAUGAUUAAGAAAUUGUCAUAAAACCAGACGUCAUUAGUAACAUUUUCUUUUUUUAAUACAAUAUUUUAAGGUUUUUAUAAUAAAUGAAAAGAAUGUAUUAUGGCAUGGGUCAUUAGUUUGAAGAUAAUAUAUGACUUCUGGCAGUGUUGAAUAUGAAUACAUGUUUCUAUACUGUUUCCUUUUCAACUAUACCAUUGUGUGCAAAACAAGCCAAAAUAUAUGAAUUUGAUUAACUAAAUUUGUUUUAUAUGAAAAUAUAACUUUUGAAGAGUGCAAUAAAUUUUAUCCAAUUUUAUAUAAAGAUGAAAUGAAUAAAACUUUGAUGAAAGCUUUGUAUAGUUUUGCUGCUUAUGGUAAAUCCUGAAUUAUUUGUGUAUGUGAGGUCACUUCAUUAAAUAAUCAUCUCAAAGCAUUGUGGUCAGCAUUGUUAUGUUUAUUCACUAAAACAAGCUUUAUGUUUUGUUAAUGAUAUAUAUAUAAAACAUUGUUUUUGUGAGUACAUUUACUAGUCUGCCUGUAUUUGUGUUGCUUUUCAAAAUACAAAAAACAAGAAUCAGGCCUUGCAGUCAUAAAAAUGUGGAGUAUGAUCAGAAUUCAUCCAAUGAAAAUACUGGAUUUGUUUUUUCAAGCACAAUUUCUUUUACUCCAUUUUCCCAGUAAAGUUUUACAAAAGUAGCCUUAGCUCCAUUGCUUUUAAUGACAAUAAAACAUGCCUACUGUUGCAGGAUAUUGAGAUAAUUGUUAUUAUUAUAAGUUUUUGUUAAUUGAUGUAAUUUUAAGACAUGAUUUAUAGAGAAUCCUUGUCACAAUGUUUGUGUAAAAAAAAUGCAUCAAACAUUACUGCACCUUGGUGUAAUGAGUGAACAACUGCCCAACAACAAAUGGAAAUUUUUAACGACCUUUACUGGCUAUACAGCUCUUGCACGGUCAGUACAGCUGCCCAGAUGACAUGGGUUAUUUUAUAUAUCACAAAUAUCAAGAUUUGCUGUAGGAAAUUCAAUGAAUUCUGGGUAAUGGGUUAAAUUUACAAGAGUACAGUAAUAUAUUGUUGUUGGUUUUAAUAUCUGGAAUAAAUGAAUAUUUAGCCAGUUGUGUAUCAUUAUUUAUAUUGUGAGCAUACAAUGAAAUUACUGUGAGUCCUAUAGAUUAUGUAAUGAUGAAUUGACAUUUAAACUAGUUUGGUAUUUUCGUUUUAUAUGCUUAUAAAAGUUAGGUUACUUAGUUAAUGAUAAAAUCAAUUAAGCCUAACAGAUUAUUUAAUCAGUUAUCAUCGAGAGUGUAAAUUCAUUGAAUCAUGGUUAUAUGAAAAUUUAUAUUUAUGAAUUCCAUGUGAAAUAUAAAAUAGUGACAUGCCUCACUAAUGAUAUUUAUUGCAAUUGAAUUAUUUUUCAUUUUGUUUACUUAUUUGCCUAAUGGACAUUUUUAUUUAAGUAAGUUUAUGUUAUGUUAAAUUGAAUUUUGCUUAUAUUUCUACAAUACAUUGAGCAUAAAUUUGCCAAACAUUUAUAUUCGUUUCAUUCUUAUUAAAAUUAGCAUUGAUCUUUAUGAAGGGCAUUUUAUAAGUGUGUUUUUUUAAAUCAGAAUUAUGAUCAUAUUUAUGGCAUAAUUGGUAAAACACUUUUCUUUUGACUGAUCUUUCAUGGUUUUACAAUGUUUACUGCCAUGCAACAUAUAUAUUUAUGCAUCUAUAAACAAAUAAUUUUUAUUGUCCUUCUGCACAAAACUCAAAAAGGAAAUUAAUGCAAACAAUUUUUUGGUUUUUCCUUUUUCGAGUAUGUUACAUCGUUAUAUAUUUAGUAUGCAUAUAUUUUUUAAUUGAUGGUCGUUCACAAGAAAGAUUUUUAUUCACAAAUUAGCAAACAUGGCUGCAAAUGCAGAAAAGAGCUUUACAUUAGAGAGAACAUGAUAAAGUGAUUCAAUAAUGACGUCAGAAUUUGUUAAUGUACCAAAUAUUAGUAAUGUAGGCUUCAUGAAGCUCGUCUGUUUAGAUAUUAAAUAUAUUACCUUUUUUGUUUAUUUGUUUUUCAAAAGUGUAAUUUUUAUUGACUGUUAAACCGUUUCUGUUGUUUUAUAAAGUAUACUGAUUUUAUAUCUUAUAAAUAUUGCUUGUUUUGCUUCUACAUUUUUCAUAUUCAGAUGUUUUAUGUAUAUUUUUUUGUUUUCUUGUUAUGAUAAAUAUAUUACAAUUAUUCUUGAUAAUGUAUGUGUAUACAACAUUUUUUGACAGUUUGAGAAGCUUUAGAUCUUCAUUUUAAUGUGUUGAGCACUGCCAAAGUAGUCUUUAUAUCAAUAAUUAGAAAAUGUAAUUCAGUGUAAAAAAA